Molecule: messenger RNA, 1520 nt
Organism: Lolium rigidum
Lineage: Eukaryota; Viridiplantae; Streptophyta; Magnoliopsida; Poales; Poaceae
Exons: 3
Coding region: 107-1360 (417 amino acids)
Source: RefSeq, a predicted model, not a curated record
GUCUGUCACCCCAGAAAAGAGGCCGAAGAAACCCUAACGACGCGGUGGCGGCGGCGGCGAAAGGAAAAAAUUGCGGAGGGGAUCAACGACCUGAGCUACGAUCGAGAUGUUGCAGGAAGCAAGGGCGCGUCUGUAUAGGCGGAGGAGGCGGGCCUCGCAACACGCCCAUCGAUUGAACCAAGAAGAGAUGCUCCGGUCGGGAUCAGAUCACGAUCUGGAACUGAAGUCGAUCUCCUGUGAACCUACCACAGAGCAGGAGCUGGAGCAGGAUGAGGAGGAGGAGGAGGACGACGACGACGACGACGAAGACGAAGAAGAAGAGGAAGAGGAUGAACAGGACGAGGACGAAGAGGAGGAGCUAGCUCCAGAAUCCUCCAUGGAAGAGGAGAAAAACGACUUCGCUCACCACCGUAAGGACUGGGAAUUCACAUUUAAGCACGGGAAUCGUACCUUCGAUCUUAUCACGUCACUGAGUCCAAUGGUCUACACACACUGCACGCCGAGCUGCCUCCCAGAAGAUGCCGAUCUCGUCCCAAGCCUACAGAUGUUCUCCAUCAAAAUCGCCAAGAUAAAGCACCUCCAGUGGCCGCUUCAUGUCUACGGCACUGUCGCUGCCCGGGACUACGUGGAUCACAAGCGGAACAUCAUCUUCUUCCGUCCGAGGAGUGAGAGCCAAACCAUCACCAAAAAUGAUCCUUAUUUGCACCUGACCGGACCGCACCGCGGGCUCCUGUCCGUCGAGCCUGUACACAUUGAAAUCCGACUCAUGCUAAAGGAGGGACAGUCUUGGCCUGAAGAUAGGGAAUUAGUCACUCAAGCCUUCCGCUAUAACAACCCUUCCAACUGUGAUUACUUCUUUUCGCACCUUACCAACUAUUUGUGCAAAAUAGAGAUGUGCUUCGAACAACUCGUCCGGUCACGCCAGGCCACCGUUUUGGCUGUUCGUGUUAUGCAAGGGUCGCCUUUCAAAUAUGGCGGGCAAGUUCUGUGUUGUGCCUCGCCCUAUGAUGAUGAUACAUCCAAGAUGAUUGUGUUGUUUGAUUCAAAGUAUGGAAAUACGAGCCUAUAUAACAAUGGAACAAUGAGUAUGGAUCCAGAUGGUUACCUUGAUCUUUCGAGGCGUGUCGUUUCUGUACAAGGAAGGCUCAAGAUCUUCAUACAUACUUAUUCUCGCUCCGGUGCUGUACUUGCUACUGGCCGUGUCUCCUUCAGAGCCAAGGAUUGUCAGACAAGUCAGGCCAGAUGUGUUCUUCACAACCGCCACAAAGGUAAAGACUCUGCAGUUAAGAUCACGGUUGCUUGGUCCCGUUUUGCUAGAAAAAUAUCCAAUAUCGAGAUGGACUGCUUCACAAACUUGUGAAUGUUCUGAACCUUCGGGAGGCAUCUACGCCGGUCAAGGAGUAUAUAUACUAGCUGUUAUCAUUGCCAUGUGAACCGCUGUUAUUAUUAUAUAUGGUCGUGUUCCUUCGUUUGUGAACCGCUAUUAUGUAUGUUUAAUUUGUGAUAUGUAUACUGUUUUC